Molecule: messenger RNA, 619 nt
Organism: Eruca vesicaria subsp. sativa (arugula)
Lineage: Eukaryota; Viridiplantae; Streptophyta; Magnoliopsida; Brassicales; Brassicaceae
Source: the annotation of a GenBank genome assembly
CUCACCUCGAAAAUCAAAAUUAGGGUUACAGAUUCCGAAUCAAGCAUCCAUGGAAGGGAUAACAGAGGGAGUGAACAACAUGAACUUAGCCGGUGAUUCCCAGAAGAAAAACCGGAUUCAGGUUUCCAACACGAAGAAACCACUGUUCUUCUACGUCAAUCUCGCCAAGAGGUAUAUGCAAGAGCACAAUGAUGUUGAAUUGUCUGCCCUUGGAAUGGCCAUUUCAACCGUUGUUACGAUUGCUGAAAUACUGAAGAACAGUGGUUUUGCUGUUGAGAAGAAGAUCAUGACUUCAACUGUGGAUAUUAAGGAUGGCGCAAGGGGACGUCCUGUGCAGAAACCUAAGAUUGAAAUUACGCUUGGGAAGUCAGAGAAGUUUGAUGAGCUGAUGGCUGCAGCCAAUGAAGAAAAAGAAGCAGCAGAAGCUCAGGUGCAGAGCUGAACAUAGCGUUCUUAUCUCUUUUGGUUUCAUGGGACUUUCUUCUCUCGCUUGAUGCUUUAUAUUAUUUGCUUAAUUUCAUUGAUUAUUGGCCGACUUUGAGUUGUUAUGUUUGGAUGGUUUGUUGUACCUGUUUAAACACUUUUCACUACUAUAUGAUAAUUAAGUCCAAAGAUCAUA